Colletotrichum aenigma is the source of this 717-nucleotide messenger RNA. Its product is annotated as Iron-sulfur cluster assembly 2-like protein. Bases 1 to 717 code for a protein of 238 amino acids. Lineage: Eukaryota; Fungi; Ascomycota; Sordariomycetes; Glomerellales; Glomerellaceae. Gene Ontology annotation, cellular component: mitochondrion. Gene Ontology annotation, molecular function: 4 iron, 4 sulfur cluster binding; 2 iron, 2 sulfur cluster binding; iron ion binding. The transcript is spliced from 2 exons. The record is from RefSeq and is a predicted model, not a curated record. Gene Ontology annotation, biological process: iron-sulfur cluster assembly.
AUGGCAACAUCACUGCGCUGCCUCCACGCGCCUUCGAGCGCAAACGCUUUUGUGCAGCUUGCGCGCCGCUCGGUGCCGACGCCGACGACGGCUAGCGCCCCGAUUCUCUCGGUUCUGAUUCCGAGGUGGAAUACCGCCACCGACACCACGACAAAUCACCCCGGCGGGGCAAGGAAGCAUAGUACCGAAACUCUUUCAAGAACAAGGCCGACGCCACAGAACUUUGCGAGGAGAAACGCGGCAACAAAACACAAACAGAUCCGCAAGUUUACGGCUUCGGCGACGAGGCGGCAGACGAGAUGUGUCUAUAACCCGCAAAACGACGAGGACGGGAAGGAGAUGCGUCUGGCCGACAUCAUGAAGAAGGACAAAAACCCGAACCUUGCGCUCAGGAUACAAGUAGAGAGCGGCGGCUGCCACGGCUUCCAGUACCUCAUGAGCCUAGUGACCCUCCCAGGGACCGAGAACGUGGAUGAUUGGUCAAAGGUCGUUGGAGAGGAGGAUACGGUAUUCCAGUACCUUCCCGAGGGCGCGGACCCUUCGGCGGCGACAUUUGAGGGACCAAAGAUUGUGAUUGACGAGCCGUCCUUGGAUCUGUUGAAGGGAAGCAAGGUGGAUUUCACGAUGGAACUCAUCGGCUCCCAGUUCAAGAUCACGGACAACCCAUACGCCACGAGCAGUUGCGGAUGCGGGACGAGCUUCGACAUCAAGAUUUGA